Molecule: messenger RNA, 894 nt
Organism: Epithele typhae
Lineage: Eukaryota; Fungi; Basidiomycota; Agaricomycetes; Polyporales; Epitheliaceae
Product: Aldo/keto reductase
Exons: 9
Coding region: 1-894 (297 amino acids)
Cellular component (GO): cytosol
Molecular function (GO): aldose reductase (NADPH) activity; oxidoreductase activity, acting on NAD(P)H as acceptor
Source: RefSeq, a predicted model, not a curated record
AUGCCCGCCAUUGCAUUCGGCACCGGGUCCAAGUGGAAGGGUCAGGACGUGACGGACUACGUGAGCCAGGCCAUUGAGGCCGGGUUCUCGCACAUCGACUCCGCACAAUGGUACAAGACCGAGGACAGCGUCGGUCGCGCCAUCCAUGAGAGUGGGCUCGGCCGUUCUGACCUUUAUCUCACCACCAAAUGGUCGGGUCUCACCACCAUUCCCGAGGCCAUCCAAGACAGUCUGAAGAACCUCGGUGUCAAGCAAGUUGACCUUUACCUGAUUCACAACCCAAUGGUUAUCACCGAUUUGGAGGUCAACUGGCGGGACUUCGAGAAGAUCAAGGAGGACGGGCUCUCCAGGAGCAUCGGGGUCAGCAACUUCGACUUGAAGCUCAUGCAAGAUCUUCUCAAGAUUGCCAAAGUCAAACCUGCUGUGAAUCAGAUCUUGUUCCAUCCGUACAACUACGCUCAGAUGAAGGAGCUAGUGGAGUUCAGCGCGGAGCACGGUAUCGUCACAGAAGCAUACAGCAGCUUGCAACCCAUAACGAAAUACCCGGGCGGCCCUGUCGAUAAGCCUGUCGAAGCAGCAGCAAAACGAUUGGGGGCGUCCACUACGCAAGUUCUCUUGUCUUGGGUCAAGAGCAAGGGCGUUGCCAUUGUGACCACGAGCUCAAACAAGGGGCGGUUGCAAGAGUACCUGGCGGUCGCUGAGCUUCCCCCGCUUACGGAUGAAGAGAUUUCUGCCAUCGACGAGGCCGGCGCGAAGGGUCCUUCUACCUCUAUUAUGACGUCGGAGAAGGCUAACGUCAGAAAAUGGUUCAAGAUCGCAUCGAUCACCCUUCAACUGAUAUUUCAGCUGUGUUUCUUGGUUCGUUUCGCCUAUCGUUGGAUGUAUGUGUGGUAG